GCGGUGGGUGCGCGAGCCGCAGUGUGCGGCGCGCCUCCACGCCGACCGACCGUCUCGCUCGACACAGCAGCCAUGCGCGGUGUGCUACUCGCGCUGCUGGGCGCCGUCGCGCUGGGCCUGCCCGCCGCCGCGCGCCGGCUCGACCAGGACUUCGAGUUCGACGACGAUGUGGAGGGAGCGGCGCGGCGUCCGCGGCGGUACCUGUAUGACCCGAACAGCCCGCUGUGCCGCGCGCUGGUGUGCGCUCGCCGCGAGCAGUGCGUGCUGCGCGACGAGCGCACCGCGCUCUGCGCAGACCGCGCGCGUCUCCUGCGCAACGGAGAUGUGGUGGUGAACGCGGACUCGGAGGCGGCCCGCGAGGACGACGUGUUCUACGAGUCGUCCGCACCCGCAGGCGGCGGCGGCGGGAGCGGCGGCGACCAGCGUUGCGUCGGCUGUGGCUCGGUACCAAGGGCACAGUUCCUAUGCGGCUCCGACAACCGAACGUACUCAUCCCUCUGCCGCCUCGACUUGCACAACUGCGUGCGCCGGCCCGCGCCGCCCGUGGCGCUCGCGUGCCGCGGGUUCUGCCCCUGCCGCCGCCGCGCUCUGGACUCAUCUGAACAUGACGAGUGGCACCGCCGCGGCCGGCGCCGCGGUCGCCGGCCGGCGGCGGCGGCGGCGGCGCGCGACCCCGCCAUGCCCGCCCCCGCGCCCGCGCGGCGCCGCGAGCGCCCCGCUCCGCCCGUCGCCGCGCCCGACGCCGACGGCUGCGCGCCCGACAAGAUGGCCGACCGGUUGCUCGACUGGUUCUCCGUGCUGAUGGACGAGGCUGGGGAAUCGCCGCCCGACCGCCACGGGUUCCCUCGUGACUGCAAGCCGGAGACGCGCUGGAUGUUCGCGCACCUCGACACCGACGGCGACGGGAUGUUAUCGUCCACCGAACUGUAUGCGCUUAGGCACGACUCGCGCGAGCGCUGCCUGCGGCCGUUCCUGUCGGGCUGCGGCGCGGGCGCCGGGCUGGUGCCGCGCGCGGGCUGGUGCGGCUGUCUGCGCCGCGCCGCGCGACCCUGCCUCGCGCUGGCUAGAGCACACGCGGCCAGGGCGGCGGGGGGAUACGUGCCCGCCUGCGACGCGGCCGGCUACUACCCCCAGGUAACAUACUAUACGGGCAGGGCGGCUGUCUGCGCCGCGCCGCGCGACCCUGCCUCGCGCUGGCUAGACCACACGCGGCCAGGGCGGCGGGGGGAUACGUGCCCGCCUGCGACGCGGCCGGCUACUACCGGCCCAGGUAACAUACUAUACGGGCAGGGCGGCUGUCUGCGCCGCGCCGCGCGACCCUGCCUCGCGCUGGCUAGAGCACACGCGGCCAGGGCGGCGGGGGGAUACGUGCCCGCCUGCGACGCGGCCGGCUACUACCGGCCCAGGCAGUGCCACGCCGCGCUUGGCGUGUGCUGGUGCGUGGACGCGCACGGGCAGGAACUGCCCGGGUCGAGAGGCAAGGGCGCGCCCACGUGUCCCGGCGAAAAGCUGUCAGCGAACGCUAUCAGCUUGAGCAACGAGACGGGCGAAGACGCGCAAGAAGCGCAGGAGCGAGCACGCGACAAGCACGAGCACGCGCACGACGCCGAGCACGAGCGCGACCCCGCCACCGCCGAGCACGACGCGCGCGGCGCGCCCGCCGACGACGAGGACGCGCUCGCCGCCGGCAGCGGCGACGCCGAGCUGCGCUUCUGAACACCGCACCGGGAGCGAGCUGUUGCAGAAACACGACCCCACCGUUGUAAUAUAAUUGCUCUUUCAAUCCGAGGAUAAUAUAAUAAGGAGCCGACAGAUGAGCGACGUCGCCAUCAGAUGUAUUGUAUCGACGUGCUUAAAUAAGGGUGUAGAAGUAGGUUCGAUCGGUUCGAUGUCAUGUUCAGGUAUUAUCGAACACCAUACAUAGUUCGCAGCAUUUAUAGGCUCGGAUAUUUUUGAUGGCGACGGUACAGUUUAUACUUGGAAAAUAAAAUACAAUUUUAACAAUGUACUAAAGCUGUAAAAAAUAUACAUGUAAUUGUAAUACGCCUUUAAGAUUUGUUCGGUCUAUAAACGAAAGAUUUUCAUUCAAUUCUUUAUUUGGAAAUAUGGGCACAGUUAUGAUGAGUCUGAUGUCUUUGAUUUGAAACAUGUACAAUCGGCAGCAUAAAUAAAUCUUCAGUUCACGACAAAAAACUUUCUAAAAAUAUUAUAAUAUGCGUGAAACCGUGCAUGAAACGGUAGAAUACUAUGAAACUAUCUUCGAAAUGCUAAAUAUAUUUUCAACAGAUGUCAUUUUAAUCUACUAUUAAAUAGAACUUACUUAAACUAUGUAGGAUGUUCAGGUUUAGUUUGAGACCCUCAUUUCGCCGCAUGCUACCUGACAAAGCGGACCAUGAGUAGCCUCAGCAGAUAGAUUGGUUUACGUAAACACUAGAUAUUCUAAUUAGGUUCAGAUUAGUCGAGGAUUUAACUUUAGUUGAAUGAACGACUUUCAAACUAAAACAUAGGUCUAACGAUCUAACUAAAGGGACCUGCAUCUGGCCUAAACUGUUUGCUCUUUUGAAAUAUUUACCGUCCAAAGAACAAACAAAAAGAUGAAGAAUCAAUAUAAAUUAGCAAAAUGUUGAUAUUUAGCUGCUCUUCUGAGAUAUGUAUUGUUACUUUUUGUUUCAUUUAGUUAAGUCUCUCUUUCGUUUCCGUGUAGGAAGCUUUCAUAGAAUAGUGUCAAAUUUAAAUGUUGUAUUAACAGGCUGAUUCAAGCCAUAUAACAGGCUAUGUACUUAAUAAAAUAUAGGUAUUUAUAGGAUAGGAUAUGUUAAUGUUGAACCAUUAAAUGUUUUGGAGUGUGAAGUGUCAGACUAGAGGGUCUGUGUAAACAUGUAGGUAAUAAUAAUAAAGAUAGAAUAAGCUUAUGAAUGUUUGAUAUUACUAAUAUUAGUAUAGUGAAGCCCCGCUCCGAGGCCAGGACGAGAAGGGCCUCAGUAACAAGUCACAUUAGGUAGACAAUUAUUUGCACUUUUUUAAAUCUCACUGUAUGUAAUGUAACAAAAAUAAUAAAUAAAAUUUAGCCUGUAUGGUACUUAAUAACAAAA
Cydia splendana is the source of this 3092-nucleotide messenger RNA. RefSeq names its product proteoglycan Cow (gene Cow). The record is from RefSeq and is a predicted model, not a curated record. Lineage: Eukaryota; Metazoa; Arthropoda; Insecta; Lepidoptera; Tortricidae. Gene Ontology annotation, biological process: establishment of protein localization to extracellular region. Gene Ontology annotation, molecular function: protein binding; calcium ion binding.